This is a messenger RNA of Vitis riparia (riverbank grape), 1402 nucleotides long. Its product is annotated as ubiquitin-like domain-containing CTD phosphatase. The record is from RefSeq and is a predicted model, not a curated record. Gene Ontology annotation, cellular component: nucleus. The coding region runs from base 99 to 1082 and encodes 327 amino acids. Gene Ontology annotation, molecular function: protein binding; phosphoprotein phosphatase activity. The transcript is spliced from 7 exons. NCBI's taxonomy places the organism in Eukaryota, Viridiplantae, Streptophyta, Magnoliopsida, Vitales, Vitaceae.
CAACCUAAAGUCCUAAACCCCUCAAAACAAGGAUCCAAGGACCAAAACCCAGAAAGCUUUUAUUUUACACUCAAAGAAUCAGAGAGAGAGAGAGAGCAAUGGCGUCGUCAUCAUUAUCGGAGGAGGAGCUGACGCUGACGGUUAAGUGGAGCGGCAACGAGUACACAGUCCGAGUCUGCGGAGACGACUCGGUGGGCGAGUUGAAGCGCCGAAUCUGCCAACUCACCAAUGUUCUCCCCAAGCGCCAGAAGCUUCUCUACCCCAAACUCGGCUCGAAACUGGCCGAUGACUCAGUUCUUCUCUCUCACCUCCCCCUCAAGCCGUCUCUCAAGAUGACGAUGAUUGGUACCGUUGAAGACGAUAUAAUUGUGGAUCAAGUGGAUUCGCCCGAGAUAAUUGAUGAUUUUGAACUUGGGCAAGAUGAAUCUACUGAUAUCAAAGAUAAAGAGGUCAAUAAGCAGAAAUUGAGAAGACGUAUUUAUCAAUACAAGAUUGAACUCCGGAACCCAUGCCGUGAGGGGAAAAAACUGCUUGUACUGGAUAUCGAUUAUACUCUAUUUGAUCACCGUUCAACAGCAGAGAACCCUCUUGAACUAAUGCGACCUUAUCUUCAUGAGUUUCUCUCAGCUGUAUAUGCUGAGUAUGAUAUCAUAAUAUGGUCUGCAACCAGCAUGAAGUGGGUUGAAUUGAAGAUGGGACAACUUGGGGUACUCAACAAUCCUAAUUACAAGAUUACAGCUCUUCUGGACCAUUUAGCAAUGAUUACAGUUCAUUCAGAUUCUCGUGGGCCCUUUGAUUGCAAGCCACUUGGUUUGAUAUGGGGUCAAUUUCCUGAGUUCUACAGUUCAAAAAACACCAUCAUGUUUGAUGACCUUCGAAGAAAUUUUGUGAUGAACCCACAGAACGGUUUGACAAUCAAGCCAUUCAGGAAGGCUCAUGCUAACCGAGACAGUGAUCAGGAGCUCGUGAAGCUCACCCAAUACUUGCUUGCUAUUGCUGAGCUUGAUGACCUAAGCAGCCUCAAUCACAAGAACUGGGAGUCAUACAAUGAGGACAAUUUUAAGAGACGCAGGCACUCAUGAGUGACCUUGGCUGCUGCUGAGAUUUCAACAUUUGUUGCUUAUAUCCACUUUUAAGGACAGAGUACUUUCGUCUUCCAUGGGUGGCUGCGAGAGACUUCAAUCCACAAUGGAGUUUCUUUAGUAUCCGCUCAUCGUUGGUUUACACUACAUGCUGCUUAUACAUCUUUUGUCUUUUCUGUUUUGGUUGAAGUUAAGAAUGGGAAGAAACAAAACUUACGUGAUUGCAUUUCAAGGAAAAUGGUGUGUGGAGGUGUUCAAGACCAAGAUAUUGAAUGAAAAAUGAAAAAUCAUAAUAUUAUAAAGUAUUUGAACUUCUCAUA